AUGGGGGAUAACAGCAUUGCAACAUCAAUUGGAAAUCCACCUGGAACUAGAAAUGCAAAUCAAAUUGAUUCUAGUCAUCCUUUUUAUCUUCACUCUUCAGAUAAGCCAGGAAUGAGCUUGGUGAACUUCAUUUUUUAUGGAAGAGGUUUUCAGGGCUGGCGAAGGACCAUUCUCAUAGCCCUUUCAGCUAAAUAUAAGCUCGGAUUUAUAGAUGGUACCUGCAAGAUUUCAAAUCGAAGUUCAUCAGACUAUCAUCUAUGGAGUAGGUGCAAUGAUAUGGUAACUUCUUGGUUACUAAAUUAUUUAUCAAAAGAUAUACCUGACAAUGUGAUUUAUUCACAAACUGCUAAGGAUUUGUAUACAGAUCUAGAACAGAGGUUUGGACAAUCAAAUGGUGCUAAACUCUUUUAUUUACAAAAGGAACUUAGUGACUUCGUUCAAGAUAACACUGAUGUUGCAUGUUACUACACAAAAAUGAAAAGGUUGUGGGAUGAGUUAGAAUCACUAAAUGCAGAAAACAAGUGUAAAUGUUUAUGUGUUUGUGGAGGUAAACAGAAAUUAACCAAAUCACUGGAAGAUGAGAAACUCUUCAGGUUUCUUAUGGGGUUGAAUGAGACUUAUGCACCAGCAAGGAGCAACAUUCUAAUUAUUAAACUGUUACCUAACCUCAAUCAUGCCUACUCAUUACUUUUGCAAGAUGAAAAUCAAAGGGAGAGCUAUGUGAAUGUAUCUACUGGUCCUUCUUUCUUUAUGGUAGGAAAACAAGGAAAUAACAUCCCUCAAUCUUAUGUUGAUAAUCAGGGUUAUGUUGCUAACCAAGCUUAUGUUAACUAA
Molecule: messenger RNA, 834 nt
Organism: Solanum tuberosum (potato)
Lineage: Eukaryota; Viridiplantae; Streptophyta; Magnoliopsida; Solanales; Solanaceae
Exons: 1
Coding region: 1-834 (277 amino acids)
Source: RefSeq, a predicted model, not a curated record